AUGUAUGAACCACCUCCACCUCGUCCAAAAAAGACUAAUAUUUGUCGCUCCCGUACUGGGUGCAAAGUGUGCAGGCAGAGGCGGAAAAAGUGCGAUGAGCGGAAACCUUGCGGCCUCUGUAUGAGGCUUGGAGUAGCCUGUGAGCAGAUCUUCCCAGCGUUCGAGUUUCGCAGCGUCUUAGGCCCGCCAAGGUCUCACAAGGCUAAAGUGUGGCCAUUCACUUCAAUGUAUCAGCCGUCGAAUAAAUCUGUUGCUGUUAUAAAGAAUUCACCGAAGCAUUGGCGACGCUCGCCUGGAAGAAUGGAUGGAUGCGUUGACACCAUUUUCGACCCGGACAGUUUGUUGAAUGCAAACACGACCCCUGACGCAGUCAUAUUCUACAUGAAUAUUUGGAAGGUUCAUUGUUUGCCAGCUUUAAAUGUGGUGUUCGAAUCUAUAGUGACUGUUCACAGUCAAUCGUCACUCAUAACGGACACCAUGGCCACCCUUGCAGCCAGUCGCCUGAGUCGGAAACUGCCGCAAAGGCGAUUGUUCAAGUCAACUGACUCACCAGGGCUCGGUUUCAGACCAGAUUCUGGCCAUGAAUGCUUAAGCAGUGAGCUAUACGGCUCUGCCCUGCGCAAAAUGUGCUGCUGGAGCACUGAAAAUUUCGACUUGAACCCAAUGCUGGCUUUUGUCGCGCUGGUCCUGUUCUGCUAUGUGGAAUCCUCAAUGGGUUACUUCGAAGGAUUUUACAUCCAUUCCCAAGGAGUAGAAAAUCUCCUGAAGAAGUCUGCUGACCUUAUCUUUCCCCACGGCGCUGGCCUUCUUGCAGCUUGGGUAGAAGUCAAGAUGCAAAAUUGGUGGCGUCGGGCGUAUUUUGGGGUUCCUGAGUUCUUUCAGGACCACUUCAAUCCGUUACUUUGUCCAGAAAUACAAUUCAUCUCAAACACUGAGAGUGGUCGCACGGCUACUGUUCUUUGGAUUCUUUGCGAAUCCCAUCGUCUCAACACUGCCGCUCUCAUUGCUCAGAUAACGGGAGAAAAUACAGUCACAAAACUUUUAAAUAAUGCCACUCCAGCGACGAAUAAACAAUUUAUAUUCAGUGAGUUUUUGGCCAACAUGAAGAUUUAUUCCGAGAAGCUGCAGGAAUGGCGCGCUUCACUCCCAGAUUUGGCAGAGAUCGGGGAAAUUCCAAACCGUCUCAAACGUCUCGACUUAAAAAGUCUUGACAAUGAAGCUAUAUAUUUCCCAUGUCACAAAUUGGCCAUGAACAUGGCUUAUUACGUGAUGGCCCGCGUCAUGCACUGCGCCGGACCGCUACGGACCUUUGCUAGGGAGUCUGUCCAUGAUAUUCAUGAUUUAUAUGAGGAAAUAGAGGCUUGGAUCCUCAUCAUGCUGCGCAUCGCUGCUGGAAUCAGCUGGGAGGACUGCAUUUGUCUCAACGCUUACACCAUCGGAUUUUCGGGGCUAUUAUUCGCAUGUGCCCUUUCUUCUCGAAAUCUCGAAACCGGACUUUGGAUCCAGGAGUGGUUGGAAAAGCGUUUAGAGCAGGGAGGGAUUGAAGAGGGUAACUUCCCUGUCUUUCAAAUUCUAGAUGCAGUACGACUCAUCAAUCGCGAACGCAAAAAUGGUCUGGAUGUGGUUGCGUUGUUCCAAACAGUAGAUGAUGGAGGCGGUAGCGGUAAGUUUGGCUCAUAUUCCAGCCAAUCUAUCCGGUCGAUGUUGGUUUACGGAAGGUGUAGAAGUACAGGAGAGCUGGGCUCAUACCACGUCUCAACAGGGGGUUUGAUUGCUCCCGGAUAA
Messenger RNA from Trichoderma asperellum CBS 433.97, 1785 nucleotides. RefSeq lists its product as uncharacterized. The record is from RefSeq and is a predicted model, not a curated record. Lineage: Eukaryota; Fungi; Ascomycota; Sordariomycetes; Hypocreales; Hypocreaceae.